AGAGAAGAGCGGUAACCAGGGAGCAGGGAGCGCCGAGGGAUCAGAUCCGACCCGAGAGAGAGGAAGAUCGGUCCGGUCGCCCUGCAAACAGCGGUGGAGCGGUUACUCCCUACUGCUGGCUAUGAGCCCCUUGCUCCCACUGCUGAUCGCCCUGCUCCUCGGGGAAGGCCAUGCCUCCUCAUUCACCCUGCAGCCUGAGGACAGAGUCGUGGUGGCUGGUCACCCAGUCACCCUGUCCUGCGCAGUCGCAGGCUAUCGCGGGAUCGUUCUGUGGACAAAGGACGGACUUGGGUUGGGGGUUGAGAAGCAGCUGCCAGGCUUCCCACGUUACUCCAUUGUGGGGGACCACGCAGCCGGUGAAUACAGCCUCCGCAUCGAGAAGGCCCAGCUCAUCGACGACGCGGUGUACGAGUGUCAGGCCACGCACGCUGCCCUGAGAUCACAGCCAGCACGGCUGACCGUGCUCAUACCUCCGGACAAUCCAGUGAUCAGCAACGGGCCGGUGGUGAGCCUGAAGGUCGGAGACUCCCUGAACCUGACGUGCCGCGCAGACAAUGCCAAGCCAGCGGCUGUCAUCACCUGGAUACGAGACGGAGAGCCCCUGAGCGGAGCCACCUACAUAAAGAGGCUCCUGAAGGAUGGGAAACGAGAGAGUAUUGUCAGCAGCCUGCACAUCCCACCGUCUGAAAUCGAGAAUGGCCAGCGUAUCAUUUGUAGAGCGAAGAAUGCGGCGAUCCCGGAGGGGAGGGAGGCCGAGGUUACCAUCGAUAUCCAACACCCACCUCUGGUGAACCUGACAAUGGAGCCACAACCCGUUCUGGAAGGGAGCACAGUGAAGUUUCGAUGCUCUGCAAAAGCAAAUCCUGCCGUUAGUUUGUACAGGUGGGCGAAGGGCGGCCAGCCACUGCGGGGAGUUCAGGGUGACACGUAUGAGACAGUUGUGGACUACACCUUCUUCACGGAGCCCGUGUCUUGCGCUGUGUCCAACCCAUUGGGAAGUACAAACAUCAGCCGAACCGCCGACGUUUACUUCGGACCCCGGCUGACCUCUGAACCCCAGUCCCUGGCCGUGGACCUGGGCUCGAGUGCCGUCUUCAACUGUGCCUGGACCGGAAACCCAUCUCUCACCAUCGUGUGGAUGAAGCGAGGCUCUGGGGUGGUUCUCAGCAACGAUAACACCAUGACUCUGAAGGCCGUCACCCAGGAGGAUGCUGGGAAGUACGUCUGCAGGGCUGUUGUACCGCGAGUUGGUGCCGGGGAGAGGGAGGUCAGCCUGACGGUCAACGGACCCCCCAUCAUCUCCAGCACGCAGAUGCAACACGCUCUACAGGGGAAGAAGGGCCAAAUCAAGUGCUUCAUCCGCAGUACGCCUCCACCUGACCGAAUAGCCUGGUCAUGGAAGGAGAACGUUCUGGAAUCAGGGACCUCAGGACGUUACACAGUGGAAACAGUAAGCAUGGAGGAAGGAGUGAUCUCGACACUGACCAUCAGUAACAUUGUUCGUGCCGACUUCCAGACAAUUUACAACUGCACGGCCUGGAACAGCUUUGGCUCUGACACAGAAAUCAUUCGCCUGAAAGAACAAGAGGCGCUCUCAUUGCCUGUCGUCAUCGGCGUGGCAGUUGGUGCUGGAGUGGCAUUCGUUGUUGUCUUUGCAACCAUCAUGGUCAUCUGCUGCUCACGCUCCCAGAGAAAUGUUAAAGGUGAUGUUUCUGCCAAGAAUGAGAUCCGUGUAGAGAUUGUCCACAAUGGAGCCCAGCAGCCAGGAGACCAGGCUGCGAUUCAAAAUGUAAUGAUUAACCGGGGAGAGUUUGAGCAGGACCCCGUGCUGAAACAGCUGGAAGUCCUCAAGGAAGAAGAGAAGGAAUAUCAGCACAUCAAGGAUCCCACCAAUGGUUACUACAGCGUCCACACCUUCCCAGAGCUCAGGCCAGCUGCGGGAACCGGCACCGUGGGCUGCGCACCUGACCAGAGACCGUCGGUGAAGCAGCGGGUGCCCACGGGCAUGUCCUUCUCCACCCUCUACACGCAGCUGAGCGCCGCCAACCGCAUGUACGAGUAUGGGCAGCGCUUCGUGCUGGGCAAUGGCAGCAGCUCCAUAGAGCUGUGCGAGCGGGAGUACCAGCGGGGCUCCAUCAGCGACAGCAACUCCUUCCUCGACAACCAGUGCGACAGCAGCAUCAGCAGCAACAGCAAGCAGGACAGCUCCGUCCAAUUCGACGAGGCCAGCAAGGCGUCCGCCUCGUCCCACUACUCCCACUCGUCCUCCCAGAACUCAGACUUAACGCGGCCACUGCAGAGGCGGAUGCAGACCCAUGUCUAA
Molecule: messenger RNA, 2323 nt
Organism: Pristis pectinata (smalltooth sawfish)
Lineage: Eukaryota; Metazoa; Chordata; Chondrichthyes; Rhinopristiformes; Pristidae
Gene: kirrel3a
Product: kirre like nephrin family adhesion molecule 3a
Exons: 15
Coding region: 122-2323 (733 amino acids)
Biological process (GO): synapse assembly; cell-cell adhesion
Cellular component (GO): cell-cell junction
Molecular function (GO): cell adhesion molecule binding
Source: RefSeq, a predicted model, not a curated record